AGCCGUGGUCAGGAUCGCCACGCUGUACCUAACAUGUAGGAUGUGUCGCCUCACUGCCACUUUAACCUGCUUUUAUGGAUCCAAACCAAAAACUAAAGAUGCUUUUCUAGCUGAGCAGCUGUGGAAGUAAAGAGAGACGAUGCUAAACGCCUCACAAGCUUCUUUCUUCUCUCUCGCUGCUUAUCUUGACUCUGGACUGUUCAGAUAUUUGUGCUUCCUCGUUGUCGUGUGUCUGUACGUUCUGAUCCUUGGUUGUAACGUUCUGCUCAUCGUGGUGAUCUGUGUGAACAGGACUCUACAUGAACCCAUGUACAUGUUUCUGUGCAGCCUGUUUGUGAAUGAGCUGUAUGGAAGUGCAGGCUUGUUUCCCUCCCUGCUGAUUCAGACUCUCUCUGACCUUCACACCAUUUCUGCUCCUCUCUGUCUCCUGCAGGUUUUUAUUGUUCACUCGUACGGGGCUGUAGAGUUUUUAAGCCUGGCCGUCAUGUCGUACGACAGGUACCUGGCUAUCUGCCACCCUCUGCAGUACAACAGCAAGAUGACAACAACAAAGAUCUUCUGGCUCAUUGCUGUGAGCUGGUUGUAUCCCAGUUGUGCGAUGUUUGUCUCGUUGUCUCUGAUUUCCCCUUUGAAGCUUUGUGGGAACAGCAUCAACAAGGUCUACUGUGACAUGCACUCUGUGGUCAAACUGGCCUGUUCAGACACCGCUCUGAUCAACAUUUAUGGCCUCUGUGCUACUUUCAGCACGAUCGCUGCUGCUUUACUUAUAAAUCUUUACACCUACACUAAGAUUUUUGUUGUGUGUUUUUCUGGAUCCAGUCAGACUCGACAGAGAGCCGUCAGCACCUGCACGCCUCACCUGGCCUCCAUUUUGAACGUUUCUUUUGGUUGCAGCUUUGAGGUUUCUCAGAGCAGGUUCAACAUGAGCUUCCUGCCCAACGUCCUGCGUAUUUUUCUCUCGUUGUACUUCCUAACGGUCCAGCCUCUCUUUAAUUCUGUGCUGUACGGCCUGAAAAUGUCAAAAAUUAAGAACGCUUGUCACAACCUGAUUCUGAAUGUAAAAACAAAACAUGAAUCUGACUAGUGUGCUUUUUCAUCAACAACAUCUUAAAUGAAUCUGUAUUGAUUUAUAGUAGCAAUAAAACACACUGAGGCAGAUUUUUAUCAGUUUAAACUUUGACUUAAGGAACAGUGUUAUUGUAUUUAUUAUAAAAGUCAUACCGAUCCCAAGACAGCUGUCAUACCACAUAGUCAUGGUGAAGUAGAUGCCCUCGAUCCCAGCUCUGUAGAUGUUCCUUAGUUGCUAAAGGGAUAGUUUUCCCAUCUUAAGUUUUUUGUGGAAGAAGUGUCUUUAGAGGGCCUUCUGUAACCAAAAAGCAAAAUUCAGAAGUUCAGUAAAUCGAACAAAUCUAGCGGCAAACACGGAGCAUUGAAGAAUGUCUUAAUACACCUGUGAUUGAAGGAAUAAAAAGAUAUGCAGCAAAAAAUUUAUUCGUGUCAGGAAAUUAUGGGAAAUGUGAGUUUAGAGGUGGUGACUGGACGGAAGGGCGGAGGACAAAUUUGUCUGCGUCAAAAAGUCUCUGAAAUCCAUGCCUAAUAGGACAGCUCCAGGUCCAGACGGGUUUCCAGCAGAGCUCUACAAAGAGUUCUGGAUCAUUCUGGCUAUAACAUUCGUCAGAAUGGUGAGGGAAAUCGAAGAGAGUGGCAGAUUACAGCCGAACAUGAAUUCAGCCAAUAUUAGUCUCUUGUUAAAACCAGGCAAAGACCCUGCAUUUCCUACCAGCUAUCGCCCAAUUUCUCUUAUUAAUGUUGAUCUCAAAAUAAUUUGUAAAGCCCUGGCAAAAAGAUUAGAGAAGGUAACCCCCUUCAUAAUACACCCUGACCAAACUGGUUUCAUUAAGGGUAGACAGUCAUCCACUAACUCACGUAGAUUACUUAAUUUGAUAGAUUUCUCUUACAGUAGAAACAUAGAAACUAGUAUAUUAUCUCUAGAUGCAGAAAAGGCUUUUGAUAGAGCUAACUGGAAGUUCUUAUUUGCAACUUUACAUAAAUUUGGUUUUGGGAACUUCUUCAUAAACUGGUUAGAAACAUUAUACAGUUCACCAACUGCACGUGUCAGGACGAACGACCAAAUAUCAGCUAGCUUCUGACUUCAGAGGGGGACCAGGCGGGGAUGCCCACUCUCCCCCUCACUAUUUGCUAUCUUUAUCAAACCACUAGCAGCAGUAAUUAGGCAAACAACAGGUAUUAAAGGCAUAAAGUGUAAGAAAAUAGAACAUAAGAUCAGUCUUUAUGCAGAUGAUGUUUUACUCU
This is a messenger RNA of Nothobranchius furzeri (turquoise killifish), 2313 nucleotides long. RefSeq names its product olfactory receptor 4B13-like. Gene Ontology annotation, molecular function: odorant binding; olfactory receptor activity; G protein-coupled receptor activity. NCBI's taxonomy places the organism in Eukaryota, Metazoa, Chordata, Actinopteri, Cyprinodontiformes, Nothobranchiidae. The record is from RefSeq and is a predicted model, not a curated record. Gene Ontology annotation, biological process: G protein-coupled receptor signaling pathway; detection of chemical stimulus involved in sensory perception of smell. Gene Ontology annotation, cellular component: membrane.